GGGCGGGCGGGCGGUGCCAGGCGCAGAGCCCGUCCCUCGGCCGCAGCGUGCCCGCGGGCAGUGCGCGCUGCCGCGGGCCAGGGCUGAGGCGCAGCAGCGGGCGCCUGCACCGGUCUCGCCAUGACUGCGGCGAUGCGGCAGCGGUUUGACCGGUUCCUGCACGAGAAGAACUGCAUGACCGCCGUGCUGGAGAAGAUCGAGAGCAAGACCGGCGUCAGCCGCACCUACAUCGCCAUCGCCGUCGUCGGGGCGGUGGCCGUGUACCUGGUGAUCGGCUACGGCGCCUCGCUGCUCUGCAACCUCAUCGGCUUCGCCUACCCCGCGUACAUCUCAAUCAAGGCUAUUGAAAGCCCCAACAAAGAUGAUGACACACAGUGGCUGACUUACUGGGUUGUGUAUGGUAUUUUCAGCAUAGCAGAAUUCUUCUCUGAUAUCUUUCUGUCCUGGUUCCCUUUCUACUACAUGCUAAAGUGUGGCUUCUUGUUGUGGUGCAUGGCUCCAAGUCCUUCUAACGGGGCAGAGUUUCUCUAUCAUCGAAUUAUCCGCCCUUUCUUCCUGAAGCAUGAAGCUCAGCUGGACAGUGUUGUUAAAGACCUGAAAGACAAGGCUGCAGAAACUGCAGAUACCAUCACUAAAGAAGCCAAGAAAGCAACAGUGAACUUGCUGGGUGAAGAGAAGAAGAGCACUUAAACUAUUAACUGGAUAAAGAAUGUUUCCCUACCACCUCCUUUAUAAAGCUUGAUGUUACUGGGGACUGUGGUAUAACUUUAAUAAUGUUGCCUUGGAAACAUUUUGAUAUUAAAGGAAUGUGUUGUAAGUUUGCUUACUACUUUGCUGUUGUCUGUAUAGAAAGUAAGCAUUUUUAUUUAAAAGCAAUGCAGUGGGCAACAUCUGAAGCUUACUGAAAAUAUUUUAUUCAUCUUCAUGCAGAAGAAAUCUUUCAGUAAUCACCUUCUGCAAUAACAUAAAUAAAAAGUAUAUAUCCCACAGGCUCUGCACUUUAGUUGUCUCUUUGUGCAUGUAACUACUCUUAACACUUUAACUGUGUGGUUUAACUGGUAACAUAAAAUUUUUGUAUGAGGAAAAUAUAGCCUGAAAGGAUUCUCUUGAAUACGCAGGGAAUUAUUGAGAGGUGGCAUAAUGGAUGUAUUCCCCACUAAUGAAGUUGUAAAUGAUGAAACUGUUAUAGGCACCUGGUAAUACAGAUUAUUCACUGUUGCAUGUUUCACUGUAACUUACAGUAUCUGGUACAGUGCGUGUAUUCUUAAAUUGAUGGAUAAUAAAUAUAGGAAAGAGUAACUUCAUUCAAGUGAUCCAGCUUACAUAAGUGUGAAGUAAUUUGCCAGAAAUGGAUGCAUUAAAUUGAGAGCACAGGAUCAGUAAAGUACAACUCCCUGCCUUUUCUUGCUAAAAGUUGUCAUCUAAAAUUGAAAAGAGAGUGCCUUGUAAGAUCAUACUCAAAAGCACAAACCACUUUUCACUAAGGAGCGAUGCUAUUAUAAGCACUUUUUUUCUGAAGUCCUCUCGAAAUAGUUACGGUCCUUGAUCACUAUCAUCAAUAAUUAGCACCACAACCUCUGUGAGCUUUUUCUGCUCAUAAAAAAUCUGCAGUCUGUUCUGAUCGUACUAAGAACAACUCUGCAUGAGCACUGACCCUUCCUGAGGAAAAGGGAUGUUGCUGUCUGUCUAGAUUACUUGAUGAAGCAAAGUUGUUACAAGAAUAUAUUGUUUCGCAGUUCUUGGAAUAGAACUGAAUUCAGAGCAUGGAGAAGUUUAAGCUUAAAUUUUUGAUAUGAUAAAAAGUGAUUUCUAGGUCCACUAUCCUAAAUUGAUUAGGUUGUAACCUUAAGAUAGGUGCUGAAGGCUUUUGGCUUUCCACAACAAGUUGAUAUAUAAACCUCUCUAAAUUUUCAGGCACUAGAACUGUAAAAGAAUGAAGCAUGCACUUUUAUUUAGCAGAUCAGUUUUAAAUUUGAGAGAUACCUGUUAUAAGAACAGAUGUAAUAGUGUCGUAAGAGUAAGGUCUUCAGACUAAGCUGGAAAACACAGCACUGACUCUGUAAGACAGCACCUACAGCUGUCAAAGAGCAACUACAGUAGAGAAGCAGGAGAUACACCGUGCAUCAUUUUCUGUCCUACAGCAUACAUGGUUUGUCAUUUGAAGAAAGAAUACAGAAUACUGCAGUAUGUAAAUGAAUACAUUUGGCUGAUUAUUCAAUGACAGCCUUUUGUUAUGAAUAGAUGUACUGCAAACAGUGAAGUUUACAGCAAAGCUCCAGAUGUGAGCAAGUAGAAAAUUCUAAGUGACUCACAAUUUAAUAACCACAUUUCUUGUCCUAGCUUCCUCUGUCUUUAGCCCACUUAAUAUUGCAAGCCAUACUAAAGCCUAACAUUGUGUUUUAAAGUUACAUGCAUAUCAGUCAUAUGUGGUCAGUGUAAUUUAGUUUUAUGUCAUAAAAUAAAUUACCUUAAAUAAUGAUACUUGCACUUAAUACUGUAUUUGAUUUAGGUACAAAGUACUACAAAAACUGCUUUUCUAAAAGCUGUUGGUAAGUCUGAGAUUUUCCAGGACUAUCCAGGUUUGCAGCAGACACAAAACUUAAUUCUUGAACAAAUCAUCACUUCUUUAAAAUUCCACCAUUAUCAAUGAGAUAAAACACUUUCAGGUAACUUACAGUGAACAUUCAUUUACAUUUCUCAGAGAACUUAACAGUUGGGCUUUAGAUGAACUUCCUAUCUUUACAACCCAGUAUUUCUUGAUCCAGCAGCUAAAUUUGUGCUCCUUAUCAGAUUUCUACUUGAAGGUACCAAGAACUACCACCUGUUUGAAAGUUGUUAAUAUAACUUGAUCUUGUUUGUUUGCAUUGUUGCAAACAGAAAUGACCAUCUGCCAUUUCUUUUCUGAAAGACUGAGAAACUUCUGGGAAGACUUUAGUUAAAAGUAAACAUGCAGUACUAACUGUGCAGUCUUAAGAAAAACAGUAUUUUCUGCAGCAAGUUACCCUUUCCUGCAAAUAACUCCACUGGGCUGGCCCCUCGUAUCAGUGCUCUUUUCAAAGUCGUUUUCACGACAUUUAUGGGACAAUGUUAAUAGACACUUCUACUCAAUGUCUGUGCUGAAGUUGUAUAUGCUAAAUAAAAAUGGAUACAAAUAAAGAGAUUCUGACAGGA
Molecule: messenger RNA, 3171 nt
Organism: Dromaius novaehollandiae (emu)
Lineage: Eukaryota; Metazoa; Chordata; Aves; Casuariiformes; Dromaiidae
Product: receptor expression-enhancing protein 5
Exons: 5
Coding region: 121-690 (189 amino acids)
Source: RefSeq, a predicted model, not a curated record